CUUAUCACUUCCCUAACUUCAUGAUUGUUGUGUGCGGCAUUUGUUUGCGCUGAAGUUCGUCUCUAAUGAGUUUUGUUAUUGCGAGAUCGAGGUGUUAUUUAUUUUCGUGUAACGUAAUUGAUUAGGAAUAAGUAGACUUUGUUCGGGAAAAUUAAGUCCUCUGUGGGAAAAAUAUGAUAUUGUUCUGUCUCUGGAUACGUUUAUGCAAUUUUACUGAUUUUUGUGAUUCAUCAUCAGGUUAGGAUCUUAACAGCUAGAAGCCGGCUCAGUUUUUUAAUUAAGGCUAGAGUAAACGAACGUAAAAAUCAAGUUAGGUUAAUAUUAUAGUAGAGGGUCAGAUUAGGGUCAACAAAGACCCCGUAUAAGGUCAAAUUUAAACGAAAAAGUUAUGGGAUCAUUAAACCUUGUUUGUCCAAUGUGUUGUGGUGAAACAUUUAACAGUCCACAGUCAUUAAAGUACCAUUUAUUAAGUAUGACAGACAACCUAUAUUGUCCUGGUUGUUCCCAGCGUUCUGACUCGGUCAUGGCACUCAUUCAACAUUUGGAUCGGUGUGGACAAAGUGUUGAUUCAGAAGAACCACCUGAAUCAGAGCAUGAACCUAGGCAAGAGACUCGUCAAGAAUCAGAACCAGAUACGGAGGUUUUAAUGAGCACAAAUGUUGAAGAAAUAGACCAAAGUUUUCUAGCAACUGUAAAUGACAGUGGAAUUAUGAUAGUUGGUGGGCCCCAAACAAUACAAGUUGAUGAAAAUGGAGAAAUUAAAGUCAUAGAAAAAAUGGAAACUGAAGAAAUAGAGCAAACACAAAUGGAGAAAAAUUCUCUAGAAUUUGAGAUAACUGAAAGAGUUCCUAAUACCACUAACAAAGCAGAAGGAAAGUCUUUAAUUCAAAAUCAGCUAGUAACUAUUACUGCUUCAGAGUCAGAUGAUAAAAACAGAAAUAAAAAUGUAAUCACUAUUUUACCCGAUGGCUCAGAACUUCUUGAUGGAAACACGGGUGCUUUGAUAAAUAUGGAUCAUAUAAAUGAUGUGGGUGAACUAGAUGAAGAUGGACUGUUGCAUGUGAAGCAAGAACUUUGCGAGAUGGAACCAGAAGCUGUUUAUAGCUGUACUAGUUGUGACAUGAGUUUUAAUUCUGUUGUGGAACACAUAAAACAAUAUCACGAUGGACAAGAAGUAUUACUUGAAAUAGCUGAUCAAUUGGAUGAUUUACCUACAGUAUCUGCAUCUAAUGCUUUAACAUCAGAAUCUGGAAAUGUAGUUAACACGCGAAAUAGAAAAGGCAUGAAUACUCUUCGUACAGAAGAAUGCAUAGACAGUGAAGGAAGACUGUAUACACGAAAAGUAGUGCAAAUAGAAAGGUUUUGGGACAGAACUGCAGCUCAAACACCGCUGCAAUCUACAAAGGCACCAAUGAUUGAGAAGUUCUUUUCUAAUGUGGAAGGAGUAAAAGUACGUGAGAAGAGAUUAGCAGAAGCACCAUUGAGAAUGUACAGAUGUAAUCAGUGCCUUCAGCAGUUUUCAAAACUAGGAAAUUUUCGAGUACAUGCGUGUCUACACGGUCAUAAUCGUUGUGAUAAUUGUGAUCAAACGUUCGCAACACCAAAAGCGUUACAGCUACACGCAAAGGUACAUGAAGGUGAACCAGAUCCAAAUCAGAAAACUUUUGUGUGUGAAACCUGUGGUACAGAGUUUUGUUCGCACAAAAGCUUGCGUUUACAUUCUCGAAUGCACGCGCCAGUCAGAGCAAGACACGUUGACGCACCGGAGGGAACACCUAGUGCGACAUUCACUUGCCCUGAGUGUGGUAAAACGUUAGCAGAAUCAUACAAAGAAGCACAUAUGUCAUUGCAUUCCGGUGACUCUGUAACGUGUACAGUUUGCAAUAGAAAAUUUGAUUCUGCUGAUAGUUUAGCGAUGCAUGCUGCGGUGCACACGGAAUUUAGUCAAUCUCAUUCACCGACGCCACCUACCACAGAAACUACAACUGUUGAACCUCUAGAAAGUCAAAAGCCUUAUCAAUGUCAGCACUGUGGUCGUAGAUUUACAAGACCUCAUGAGAAAGUGAAACACGAGCGCAUUCACACUGGAGAAAAACCACACGCGUGCGAAGUGUGCGGUAAAACAUUUCGAGUUUCCUACUGUUUGACCUUGCACAUGAGAACACAUACCGGAGUCAGACCUUACGGAUGUCAACACUGUGGCAAGAGAUUCAAAGCUUCUUCCGUAUACAAUCAUCAUUUACUCACACACGGAGAAGAGCGUGCUUACACAUGCCCGUAUUGUCCGAAAACUUUCAAAACACGUGUUCAAUUAGCAGGCCACAAAAACAGUCAUACAAAGCCUUUUCGAUGCACAGAAUGUUCUAGACCGUUUGCGUCACUUUACGCCGCACGUGCUCAUAUCCAAACUCACAAAAAAGACAAUAAUUUGAAGUUUAGUUGUUAUAUUUGUGGUGCAUCAUAUGGUAGAGCAUUUGCGCUGAAAGACCACUUGAAACAGCAUGGUCAAGAUGUACUAGCUCCGCCGGAGCCAGCUAGGGAGGAAGAAGUUCACGAAGGGGAAGAUUUUUUGCUUACAGAAGAAGUUGAGGAGGAUGAAUUGGUUAUCCCAUCGCCACUUCCCGUUGCACAAUCAUCGGAAGCCGAAGACACGGAAUGAGACUAUGAAAGCUAGUCAAAUAUUUGUUAUAAAUUGUAGUUUAAUAUUGUUCAAUAUAUCGAUAAAUAUGAUGACUGAUGAUUCCCUAUUUUACGUAGUGUUCAAAAACUAUCAACAAAAUUUCUAUUCACCCAUUGAAUUAUUAUAAAACUUUAGUUCUAAGGCUGAACAAGCGAUAUUCUAAUAUGAACUGCUGUGACUAGGAUUGAUAGUAUUUGUUUGUAAAUAACAUACUACGGAUUUAUAUAUCUUCCUAGAUAUUA
Molecule: messenger RNA, 2922 nt
Organism: Colletes gigas
Lineage: Eukaryota; Metazoa; Arthropoda; Insecta; Hymenoptera; Colletidae
Product: zinc finger protein 271-like
Exons: 7
Coding region: 389-2659 (756 amino acids)
Biological process (GO): regulation of transcription by RNA polymerase II
Molecular function (GO): RNA polymerase II cis-regulatory region sequence-specific DNA binding; DNA-binding transcription factor activity
Source: RefSeq, a predicted model, not a curated record